UUAUUAACCAUAAUGCAGUUAGUUAUAUAGUGUUUAUCUUGUACUCAACCAUACAUACAUGUAGCUACCGAAAACAUUUCCAUGUAAUACACACCAAAUGCACACUAAAACUGUGUGGCCUUGGGAAAAACUGUUUCUAGUUAUUAAUUGUUUGCAAUUGACAAAUAAUGUAAAAUAACGCAAUGUGCAAUUAUUGUCUGAGUGAGUCCAGCUAUGUAAUGUUUUCAGUUAUUUGGUUUUGCCGUUGAUAUGGUAUACUUGUAUUAACUGAACAGCCUAUUGUAAACUGAAUUACUACACAGAUUCAAACUCAGAACCUUCUUUUCCCCACAGAAUACCAGGGGAGCUAGAGGCAUAUAGGCAUGCCAAAUAAACCUCCAGGUACCACUCCUGAGGUUGUACUUUGGAGGACCACUCUACCCACGGCUGGGGCAGGGAAGUGGAGAUGCUGGUGUUCCUCUACUGGCUGGCUAGUGCCACAUCAUACCGUGUCGUGGCAGAAGCUUUUGCAAUACCAACGCAAACAGUCUGUAACUUGAUGCACAAGGCCAGUAAGAGGGUCCUUGCCAUUGUGAAGCGGGUGAUCCAUUUCCCCACUGCUGCAGAGUUGGACGGAGUUGGUGCUGGUUUUGAACACCUGGCGGGGUCGGCAGUGUUUGCUCGUGUGGCUGGCAGCAUUGAUGGCUGCCAUGUGAGAGUGGUUGCACCAUCAGCACACGAGCAGGCAUAUUUAAACCGCAAGCUCUUCCACUCCAUCCAGUUCCAGGCCACCUGUGACCACAGGGGGAAGUUCCUGGGCGUCUUCGUGGGUUACCCUGGAUCAGUCCAUGAUGCAUGUGUCCUCAGGCACUCUGAUGUGUAUGUUCAUCAGCUGUAUCCCCCCACAGGCAUGAUUCCUCAUUGGAGACGGUGGAUACCCCUGCAUCCAAGACCCCAUCACCCUCAUCACACCCUAUCGGGAGCCAGGGCAGAGCCCUGUACACAGGUUCAACGGCAGGUUCAACGGCAAGCUCUCCAGAGCCAGGCUCGUUGUAGAGCAGGCCUUUGGGGUCAUGAAAACCAGGUGGCGGACCAUCUUCCUCAAGGCUAUGGAAGUGAGAAUUCCAUUUGCUGUGGAGGUGAUAACCUGCUGUGUUGUUCGGCACAACCUGUGCCUGGGUACAGAGGACCUGGAAGCCCCUUCUGAUCAGGACGCAGAUGAGGCUGACCCUGAUGCUCCUGCUCAUCCUCAGGUGGCUGAUGGCCUUCAGGAUCGGCUCGCAGCUGCAGUCUCAGCACCUGUAGUCUGUGUUCCUGCACUGUGUGAUCACGACUACACCACUUGAAGAGCACCUCCAUGUCACCUGAACCUCACAUGCACAUUGUUUGUCACUAAACAAAUUACAACUGACACAUUUACACAAUGCACUAUUCACCCUCCACUUAUCACUGUCACACAAUAAACAUUUUAUUUUUUUGGGAGGCCCUGGAUCAGCGUUCUCGUCACGCCUCCUGUCAGUACCUGUCAACAGGGAAGCUAAUGAUCCAACACAAUUAACAUUGUAUGUAAACAAAACAAAACAUGGCUGGGCAAUAGUAAAGACUUUUUUUCAGGAAAUUGCAUGAAUGGAGUGUUGCUUUUAAUCAUUUAAAGUUUAUGGUCAUAGUGUAUUUUCAGUGUAACCUAAUUUACAAUUCUCAUCUACCUCAUUCUCAAGGAUGACAUUUAACAUGUGGAGUUUGUAUUCCACUUACCUUAACCUCAAUUACAAGGACAACGGAUUGACCUUUGUUUAGAGAUUUAAUCUAAUUAUGCUGAUUGGGUUGUUGGGCAGCAGGAAUUCUGUCU
Messenger RNA from Labrus mixtus (cuckoo wrasse), 1828 nucleotides. Its product is annotated as putative nuclease HARBI1. NCBI's taxonomy places the organism in Eukaryota, Metazoa, Chordata, Actinopteri, Labriformes, Labridae. The transcript is spliced from 2 exons. The coding region runs from base 446 to 1186 and encodes 246 amino acids. The record is from RefSeq and is a predicted model, not a curated record.